GUGGAUACUCCGCAUAUCCGCAUAUUCGCAUAUCCGAAUAUCCGCCUAUCGAAUCGCCGUAUCGAACGGUGGCUAAUUUUUAGUUUGAAUUUCGACUGCCAUAAAAAAUAAAUAACACAGCUAAUAAACAAAUCCAGUGUGCGUGCCAGUGUGUGUGUGCUUUGUCUUAAUGAAACGCCAAACUAAAUAAGCUUGGAAAAGUUUUCCAUCCAGUUUUUAUGGCAGCCAGCGGAGCCCGAAAAAGUGUCAAUUGAAUUAGCGUCUCGGAGGCUAAAAAAUAAAGAGCCAAAGGGAGAUUAUCAAGGCGCAACAGGUGAUUGGAUCGCAGAUCAUAAAGUCUUCGCUGGAUUUCCCUCCAGCGAAAUCAACACCACCUGUGGCUCCUCCUUCUGUUUUUUGGCAGCACCCUCCUCAGCUUUUAGUUUGAUUCCAGCUAAAUAGAGUACGUCGGCAGCAGAAAGCAAAUACAUCAACGGAAGGAAGAGAGGGAAAGCAGAAAAGAGAAAGCAGAAAGCAGAAAGGAGCAACCGCAGGGCGGCGGACAUGGCGUAUACGCAAUGCGCAGCAUGUGCUAUUACUAUCGCUGCUACUGCCACGGCCACUUCGAGUCAAUUAAGGAAUUCACACGCCAGCGGACACUGUAAUUGAAGCCCGCACCUGUUCCACCCUCCAUUAGCUUGGUAGCAGCCUUGAAUACUCGAUCGGGAGAAGGGAACCUCACGAAGAACACCGAAAUGUCCGCCUACCGCUACUUCUCAAUCACGGACUUCUCCUUCGAAGGACCUCUGCUCCCGCUGCACGCGGCCACCACGAGCAAGGACGCCAAGGGGGCCGACAGCCCCAGCUCGGAGCUGAACAUCCCCUACACCGUCUUCGAGGUCCUGGUGGCCAUCGUGAGCAUCAUCGGCAACGUCCUGGUGAUCAUCGUGUUCCGGCGGGAGCGCAAGCUGCGCCGCCGCACCAACUACUACAUCGUCUCGCUGGCCAUGGCCGACCUGCUCGUGGGCAGCCUGGGCAUCCCCUUCGCCAUCCUGGCCUCCAUCGGCCUGCCGCGGAACCUCUACGCCUGCCUCUUCACCGUCUCGCUGCUCGUGGUGCUCUGCACCAUCUCCAUCUUCUGCCUGGUGGCCGUCUCCGUGGACCGCUACUGGGCCAUCCUCUACCCCAUGGCCUACUCUCGCAAUGUCCGCACCCGCACGGCGAUAUUCAUCAUCUCGAUGUGCUGGGUGGCCGGCACGAUAGUGGGCUUCCUGCCCCUCUUCGGCUGGCACGCGACGUGGCAGGACAACCAGGAGUGCCUCUUCGUCGAGGUGAUGGACUACAACUACCUCGUGUUCCUCUACUUCGCCACCAUCAUCACCCCGGCGCUCCUGAUGCUGGCCUUCUACACGCACAUCUACCGCGUGAUCAUCAAGCAGGUGCGACAAAUCGUGACCAUGAACCCCGCCUCCGAUCUCAGCCGGCGCUCCUCGGCGGCCGUGGUGCAGGUGACCACUCCGGGGAGGAGUGGCCACACGGGGACGAUGCUGCGGGUCCUGGGGGCGGCCAGGAAGCGGGACGUGAAGGCCACCCAGAACCUGUCCAUCAUCGUGCUGUUCUUCAUGAUCUGCUGGAUCCCGCUCUACACGAUCAACUGCAUCAAGGCCUUCUGCCCCAGCUGCUACGUAGAGCCGCAGCUGACGCUCUUCUGCAUCAUCCUCUCGCACCUGAACUCCGCCGUGAACCCGGUCCUGUACGCCUACCACCUCAAGGACUUCCGGGCCGCCCUGAAGAACUUCCUGCUGAAGAUGAUGGGCGUGGACAUCGACCAGCAGGCGGAGGCCAUCCACCGCUUCUCGGUGGCCAGCCAGCACCGCCUGCAGUCGAUGGACUCCAACAUGCGCUCCACGCAGCCGCGCCUCUAUGUGGGUGAGUAUUCCCCCAUCUGGCUGAGGCAGCAGCAGGAGGCGCUGAAGAACUCACAGCUGCUGCCCAAGUGCGGAGUGGUCGCGCCCUGCUUCAACAACAUCAACCAGACGAUGGCCUCGGUGGCCUCGGUGACCACGGACAUGGAGCGGGGAAUGUGGAACAUCGUGGAGGCCUCCAGUGGCGCGGAGCUGGGCGAGACCAGCUACGAGUUUCCCUCGCCGAACCUGGCUUCCCAGCGCAGCAGCGAGCGCAACAGCAGCUCCACGGUGCCACCGGCUCCUCCUUCAGCUCCUUCAGCUCAAUCGGUUCCUUUGGCUCCUUCGACUUACUCGAAGCCUUCCUGCGCCUCCUACGACAACCACAACUUCAGCUUCAGCCAGGACGAGGACGAGGAUGAGGACGACCUGGAGUUCGAGGACGUCUUUGUGCCGGCCAGCUCAGUGCCCAAUCCUUCCCAGCCCGGCAUAGAUCCCGUGGAACUCCGUCGCUCGUUGGCUUUGGUGAUGAGGGAGAAGCUGCGGUCCGACGACACGGACUCCAGAACCCUUCAGGAACUGCCCGUGGAUGCAGAGUCCAGGGAGCGACCCCUGUCCAUCCAGACCUCGCCCACGAAUGGUCCGCUUCCGGCCCUCCUGAGGGCCAAGCUCUUCGCGGGCAACUCCAACAGCGCUCACUGCCUGCCAGGAUCGACGACGAGUCCUGCCGCCAAGGAGUCGGGCGUCUUUGUGAUCGACAGCGAGGCGAGUCCCGGCUCCAACGGCCACAAGCCCAAGUACCGGAAGGGCACGGCUCGAACCAGGAGCUCCCUGAAGAAGAGCCGAUCCUGCAACUGCAGCUCCGCGGCAAAAGGACGCGGAGCCCACGAGGAGCACAGCAGCAAUCUCGGCAGGGAGCAGGAUCAGCAUCCAGUUGGCCAUCCCUCGGAACACUUCUUCAGUCCGCUGCGGUCCGUGGGCAGCUACAUGCAGCAUUCCAGCCUGUUCCACUUCCUGCAGCCCCACGCCGCCCGUCCCACCUCCUCGGCCGCCACGCCCACUCCCUCGCCGCCGCCCAUGAUGGUUGAGGAGGGGUCGGUGCCGCCGCCUCUGACCACCUCCUCGCCGUCCCUCCUGGCGACCGGUGCGGAGAGUUGACCUCCCCCGGGGAGCAAGGAGCAGAAUCCCCGGGAGAAUAAGGAUAUGAAGGAUGUGAAGGGGUCGAAUGGAGAUGAUCCCUGAGGAAAUACUCGCAAGUCCAAGCUUUUACCCUAAGUACUUCCCGGCUCUCAUUAGCGCUCUUCCGGAAUCGGAGGACUCGUUGUCAAAUUCAAUAUCGGAUCUAGAUCAAUUAGUUGGUUAGUAAGAUUUGCAGCUAGAGAUUAGGAGCUACGCGCAUUUAUUUCGAGUGUAUGGUCAACUCGUUUCCAUGGAGUAGUUAAUUAUGUACAUAUGUGUAAUGUCGUUAGAGUAUUUUAAUGUGUAAAUGUCUGCUUAUGUAUACCUGAUCGUCUGUGAAAACCAAGUUAAGCCAUGCGACAUGAAUUUCAAAGUUGAAGUUAAAUAAAACGAUUAAACAGAUA
Messenger RNA from Drosophila ficusphila, 3466 nucleotides. RefSeq lists its product as uncharacterized. The record is from RefSeq and is a predicted model, not a curated record. Gene Ontology annotation, biological process: G protein-coupled adenosine receptor signaling pathway; adenylate cyclase-activating G protein-coupled receptor signaling pathway. Gene Ontology annotation, molecular function: G protein-coupled receptor activity. Lineage: Eukaryota; Metazoa; Arthropoda; Insecta; Diptera; Drosophilidae. Bases 735 to 3041 code for a protein of 768 amino acids. The transcript is spliced from 5 exons. Gene Ontology annotation, cellular component: membrane.